AUGCAAGGUGGACGAUUUGUUCCGCGCUGCAUCCUUACAGACCUGGAUCCAGGCAUUUUAGAUUCCGUUCGGUGUUCACCGAUCGGUCAACUCUUUCGGCCAGACAAUUGCGUGGGUGGUAUGAGGGGUACCGGUAACAACUGGGCCAAAGGCAAGUACACUGACGGCGCCGAGAUCUCAGACGGUGUGAUGGACAUCAUCCGUAAAGAGACGGAAAAUUGCGAUCAAAUCCAGGGCUUCCAGAUCACACAUUCACUAGGCGGUGGUUGCGGGUCUGGUCUGACCUGCCUCCUAAUGCAACAGAUCAAGGAAGAGUGGCCUGAUCGUAUAAUCAAUACACAUUCUGUCUUCCCAUCUCCUAAGGUGUGUUCAUUUCUCUUUCAUUCUCUCUUUAUGCGUGCAUAA
Molecule: messenger RNA, 405 nt
Organism: Protopolystoma xenopodis
Lineage: Eukaryota; Metazoa; Platyhelminthes; Monogenea; Polystomatidea; Polystomatidae
Source: the annotation of a GenBank genome assembly